Messenger RNA from Tuber melanosporum (Perigord truffle), 860 nucleotides. RefSeq lists its product as uncharacterized. Bases 1 to 777 code for a protein of 258 amino acids. Gene Ontology annotation, molecular function: structural constituent of ribosome. Gene Ontology annotation, cellular component: mitochondrial ribosome; mitochondrial large ribosomal subunit. NCBI's taxonomy places the organism in Eukaryota, Fungi, Ascomycota, Pezizomycetes, Pezizales, Tuberaceae. The record is from RefSeq and is a predicted model, not a curated record. Gene Ontology annotation, biological process: mitochondrial translation. The transcript is spliced from 4 exons.
AUGUCAUCCCACUCCUUGGCCAGGCCAGCUACAGCUCUCCGGAAGAACGUAUUACUGGUCAUCCGCGCAUCUUCCUCCUGUCAAUUCCACACAACCGCCGCCCCACUCGCCCGCUGGGUCCGUGACCGCAACAAAAACCGUGGUGUCUCCGCGAUCCACCGCCAGCCGAAGAAGGGCAUUCAGAUAUCCGUUUCCAAUGUUCCACUCCCAGAACCGGUCCUAGACGCCUCUAAGCGAACGCCUGUGAAGGUCAAUCCUGACCACGGCCUUUGGGGAUUCUUUCGCGAGAAGAAGGCAUUGCCGACACCGGAAGAGGACCAUAAGCAUGGACGACCGUGGACGGCGGCAGAAUUACGACGGAAGAGCUGGGAGGACUUGCAGAAGCUUUGGUGGGUGUGUGUUAAAGAGAGGAAUAUCAUGGAGACUCAAAAAAUUGAGAGGCAGAGGCUGCAACCGGGAUAUGGCGAAUUCGAGUCGAAUACGAGAUAUGGGCAGAUUCGGGUUACGCAGCGGGCUAUUAAGCAUGUCCUUACGGAGCGAUAUUAUGUCUGGCAAGAGGCUCAGAAGAUUGCUGCGACCGACCCCGAUAUAGACCUUUCCGAUAAAGGGCCGGCCUACCAACCACUUGGUUCGAAGGAUGCCCUUCCAGGCAGGAGGUUGAAGAAGGGGAAGAAGAAGUGCAAGGGUCCGCCAAUUGUUGAUCCUAUACACGAGGCGCGCCGAGAAGUACUUGGGGACCUGUCUCCUGAGCCCCCCAAAAAGCCGCCAGCUGCAUAAUUGGGUUUGGGAUACCUUUGUAUUAUAAGUUAGAUUUGGGUGUUGUACAAACGAUUGGGGUUGAGAAAUGUUUGGAUGGUGGG